AUGGCAAAAGUUACAAUCAAAAUCUCGUUUUGGGAAAAAUUGUUAUAUUCCAGUUGUCAUAAAAAUUCCAGAAUUUAUGAAUCAUUGGAUGAAGCUUAUACAAGAAUACAUGAGGAACAAAAUAUUUUGCUAGAAGAAUCUAAAAAAAUUGGCUUAUCAAUUGAUUUAUUCAUGUGUCAUGGCAGUUAUAAGAAAGUUGCAUUAUGGUUAUUUGAAAGACUUAGCCAGGCAAUUCAAGCCAAUGAAGCAUUAGGUCCUAUGGAAGCAAUAUGGAUUUCUGAUGGAAUGAUGGGCGGAAUUAUUUGGGCUCAAAAUGAGUGGAAAGGAUAUGGCCGGCAGUAUGAUGAAACUAGCUUAUAUCCCAGUAUUAUGCAAUCAGCAAUUACAUUUCCAAUUAGUAAAGGAAAAUUCCAAAUACUUAAAGAUUUCAUUAAAAAACAUGAAAAUGGUGAUUAUGCCAUAUAUGGAAUAUAUCGGGCAGAAGUUGAGUAUAAAAAAGAUAUGAAA
Messenger RNA from Entrophospora sp. SA101, 507 nucleotides. NCBI's taxonomy places the organism in Eukaryota, Fungi, Glomeromycota, Glomeromycetes, Entrophosporales, Entrophosporaceae. The record is from the annotation of a GenBank genome assembly.